This is a messenger RNA of Porites evermanni, 1320 nucleotides long. Lineage: Eukaryota; Metazoa; Cnidaria; Anthozoa; Scleractinia; Poritidae. The record is from the annotation of a GenBank genome assembly.
AAAGAAAAGCUGGGUUACCAAGCCCUAAUAUCACAAAUAGAAGCAGGGCUUACCAAGGGAUACUCCGAUAAAGAAGUAGUUAGUGCCGUAGUUCGUGCUGUACAGCCAGGUCUACAACUAACAAGCUAUUUAGAGACCAUGGUUGACCUCACCCUACCAAGGUUGCGUAAAAUUCUUCGCUUCCAUUUUCAUGAAAGAAAUGUCACAGAACUUUAUCAACUUUUAACAAAUAUUGCCCAGCAGCCUAAUGAAGAUCCUCAGUCAUUUUUUAUGAGAGCACUAAUCGUCAGACAGAAGAUUAUUAGUGCUUCAAAAGAGUCGGAUAGUGGGAUUAAGUAUGACGCCUCUUCAGUACAAAGUUUGUUCCUGCAUGCCGUGGAAACAGGUCUCGCUGACGAAACCAUUCGUGCAAAAAUAAGGCCACUCACUCAGAACCCAAAGGUCGCAGAUGAAGACCUCAUUGGAGCUGUGAGCCUAGCCAUAUCUGCAGAAGCAGAGCGAAGUAAUAAGUUCAAUCUUACCAGCAAGGGGAAAUCUGUAAAGGUGUCCGCUAUCGAAAGUGCAGCUGAAUCAAAGAAAGAGCUACAGAAGGACCAGCAGGUUCUAGCUACACUAAAAGUUGUGCAAGCAGAGCUGGCUACCAUGAAGGCAGAAGUUCAAAACCUGCGUGAAGCAGCAAGCAACCAGAAGGUAGACCCUACGAUGCCUAGUCAUGCUGGAAAUGGAGUGGAGCAAGGCCACUUGGUUGCCAAGAGUGUAGGAGGAAGAGGGAAGGUGACCGAUGCCCACAUUGCUACCUCUGUGGUGGCUUGUACCAUAUUGCACGCUACUGUCAGUCAAGGUCCAGAAAUUAUCCGGGAAACGCACCCAGGCUACCCCGCGGGACGGGGAGUAGCCUCACCAGAAAAAGGGAAGUCCCACCAGUGUAGUGGUUGCCUGAAGUUUGAUUGUCACACAUGAUUAUUACCGUGUUCAGGGUGCCAGUCUGUUCGGUAUUGUUCUGUUCGUUGUCAGAAGGCCCAUUGGCCAAAACACAAAGUGUUGUGCAAAGCAAUCAAGGAACUCUCUGAGAGAGGAUCUUUUAAAGAAAAGGGAUUAGGAGAUGCCCAAGAUAGUGGUGUGUAUGCUAGCCACAUUUCACCCAGACAACAGGAGCGCAUAGCCAAACUGGUGGCAAAGAAGUGUUCAGUGAAGUGCUACCUGGACGAAAAGCCUACAGAAGCUUUAUGGGACACAGGGGCCCAAGUAUCCAUUGUUUCAGCAGACUUUCUGAAGAACCAACUACCAGCAGUCCAAAUAAGGGAUAUUGAACAGUUACUU